CAUUGAUUGGUUUGGUGACUUUUGGAAUUGGCCAAUCACAGACAGUCCUACCGCUGUGUGAAAAAAUCCGGAUAAUCAAACCUGGUAUUUACGCGACCCCCGACAAAUGCUCGCACGUGAGAGUGGGCCGGUUCUCAGUCAAUUGCAGAGUGAGAUGUUCCUAAAGCAAGCCACUAGAUGCGGUAGGCACAUCCCAUGACAAUCCUUAGAACGUUGCUAAUCAAUUCGAGUAGUGGAGGCCAAGGGCACGCUGGUUCGAGCGCUGUCAACUCGAAGUGGCGCCGUAAGUGUGCGCCCAAGCAUGCCACCUCGGUUCGCGUUGUUGAAAGCCCGCGGCAAUAACCUGUCGCUCCGAAUUACAGCCAUGGGCGUGCUAGGCUUUGCUGGUGCUCGAGUGUUUAUGUCGCCUUCAACGCUGUGCCAAGGAGGCGUCUCGGAAGCUCCCGCUACGAGAACUGCUGUCUUUCGCAAUGGUGGCACGAAUGAUCGAAACAACGACGAUCCCAGCAACUUCAUUGCCACAGUGCUGAGAUUUCUGUGUGGUGCAGCAGUUGGCAGCGUGGUGUGUCCUAUCGUAACGGAGGCUGCAAUCCCACUAGCUAUUGGAGUUGUUUUCGGUGUACACGUUGCGUCAUUGACGGGGAUCUUUGAGUUUACGUGGACGGACGUCGAAAAGUCGUUUGUGUCGACGUACAUCGCAAAAGGCCAAGUCAAGUGGGGGCAACUUCGAGUUGACGUUAUGCAAUUCUUGAAGCUCGAAGAGUCGCCAGAACUCAUGCAUGCUGUUGCAGGGUUUCACAAAUGGGCUAAACACAACUUGUAUUCAGGUACAACUACUGUAACUACCGACGGCAUCUUAUUACCGAGUUUACGUAGUUGAAUUUGCUUUGGGGGUACUUUGGUACGUUUAAGCAUGGGAUCGUCUCCAGUGCCAUUACCACCCCCUAACGUUACGAGUGGGAAUGUCUUUGUUAAUUCGAAACAAGAAAACCAUCAAAUAUUUCACUUGGUCUUUGGCUCGUGCGACUUCAACCGGGACUUGGCCUGCGAACCCAACUUUUGUGAUUCCACACAUCGGAUUGUACCUACAGUAUGUGCCCUGGCCACAGUACAAUCUCCAUGCUUCGAGUUGGCCGCAAGGGUAUUCCAGUACUUCAAAUGGUUGGAGCGAAAAUGUCUUUAUGAA
This is a messenger RNA of Aphanomyces astaci, 1186 nucleotides long. RefSeq lists its product as hypothetical. Bases 302 to 880 code for a protein of 192 amino acids. The transcript has 4 exons. Lineage: Eukaryota; Oomycota; Saprolegniomycetes; Saprolegniales; Verrucalvaceae. The record is from RefSeq and is a predicted model, not a curated record.